AAAGCAGCGCGCCAAAUCUACACUCUCUCUCUUCGUCUCUCAUUAAAAUCUCGAGAGAAAAAAAGGGUAUUACUUAGCUAACCUCUCUAUCUUCCCAAUCAAAAAGGCUAACAGAAACCUCAAAAUCCAAAGAAGAGAAGAAGAUAAUGAAGGGUGGGACGGUUCAGAUCAACUGGCACGACACGAAGCCUGUCCUGACCGUCGAUUUCCACCCUCUCUCCGGUACACUCGCCACCGGCGGCGCCGAUUACGACAUCAAGCUCUGGUUGAUAAAUUCAGGCGAAGCACAGAAGGAAGGCCCAACAGCUUCGUAUCAAAAUAGCCUUUCUUACCAUGGUUCUGCUGUCAAUAUCCUUCGCUUCUCUCCUUCUGGAGAGCUACUUGCAUCUGGUGCUGAUGGAGGUGAGCUGAUAAUUUGGAAGUUACACCCUACAGACACAGGUCAAACAUGGAAGGUUUUCAAGAGUUUAUCAUUUCACCGCAAGGAUGUUCUGGACCUGCAGUGGUCUGCGGAUGGUGCAUUUCUCAUUUCUGGAUCAGUUGAUAAUUCUAGCAUCAUAUGGGAUGUGAACAAAGGUUCUGUCCAUCAGAUUUUGGAUUCCCAUUUUCAUUAUGUUCAAGGUGUCGCAUGGGAUCCAUUGGCCAAGUAUGUUGCUUCCCUUAGUUCUGAUAGAACUUGCCGUAUUUACAUUAAUAAGCCUCAUACAAAAGCAAAAGGCAUGGAAAAGAUGAAUUAUGUUUGUCAGCAUGUUAUUACAAAGGCAGAACAGCCAACAGGAGAUGAUUCCAAGUCUGUGAAAAGCCAUCUUUUUCAUGACGAAACGUUGCCAUCUUUCUUCCGAAGAUUAGCUUGGUCACCUGAUGGAUCAUUUUUACUUGUGCCUGCAGGUUCUUCCAAGAUUUCACCUGCAUCUCAACCAGUAAAUACAGCUUACAUAUUUUCUAGGAAGGAUCUUUCAAGGCCUGCUCUACACCUCCCAGGUGCCAGUAAACCUGUUGUAGCGGUUCGAUUCUGCCCCAUCAUUUUUAGCCUCCGGGGUUCAAAUCCGGCUGCGUUCUUUAAGCUACCUUACCGCCUCAUUUUUGCGGUGGUCACUUUGAAUUCUUUAUACAUUUAUGAUACAGAGAGUGUUCCUCCUAUAGCAAUCUUGGCUGGCCUUCACUAUGCAGCCAUAACAGACAUUACAUGGUCACCUGAUGGUCGGUAUUUGGCAUUGUCUUCCCAAGACGGUUACUGUACUUUACUAGAAUUUGAACUUGAUGAACUGGGAUCACCCAUCUCUUUAUCAGAAAAGAAAGCCAUGGUUCAUGAGAAGCAGAGCCCUGUUCAGAAGCCAGAGGACAUGGUAAUUGAUGCAAGCAGGAGUGAUUCUGUUGCAGCAGACAGCACAAAAAUAGAAGCAAGGAAGAAUGAAGGGAAACAGGUUUCACCAAGCUCAACAAUUACUCCCAUCUCAAAUAAAUCAGCUAAGAGGCGCAUCACUCCCAUGGCAAUUGAUCCUUGAUAAGCCCCAUGCUUGCCUCUGUAAAUUUUGAUGUAGUCUAUUUGUUAGUGUUUCAUCUACAGGUUGUAGAUUUAUCAUUCAAAUUUGUAGUGUAGGAUAUAUAUAUGAUAUAUAGAACAAAUUGGAGCUCGGUUAUAGAUGCCCCCCUCCCUCCCCCUUCCUCCCUCUUCAGGAACUACUAGAGUUUUACUUAUGCUAGAUUUUUGGUGAGAGAUCAAGCCAAUUAUAUUAUGUAUUGGCUUCUAGUAUUGAAAAUCUGGUCAGCUUAAAUCAUAUUACGAUGAGUUAUGAAGCUUGUUUGGUCCGAAGAAAUAGCGUGGAAAGCAAACACUAAAACUGGCUUUGAGCAGUCAAGAGUAGAGUACGUUAAGGCCAUACAAGCAUAAGCUGGUGUGUCUCCGCCGCCGGAGGUGGCGGUAGGUGAACUUGAGGCGGUUGUGGAUUGUGAGCAUGGUCAAGUGAUGAGUAUGUUUGGAUGUGUUCUGGUGUAGGUUGUUUUUCCUAAACGUGUUCUCGCUAUUUUUCAUAGAGAAUGGUUGUUUGAUAUGGGAUUUCCUUUUCCUGGGCU
Messenger RNA from Corylus avellana, 2073 nucleotides. It is a transcript of the gene FAS2, whose product is annotated as Transducin/WD40 repeat-like superfamily protein. The record is from RefSeq and is a predicted model, not a curated record. NCBI's taxonomy places the organism in Eukaryota, Viridiplantae, Streptophyta, Magnoliopsida, Fagales, Betulaceae. Gene Ontology annotation, molecular function: protein binding. Gene Ontology annotation, cellular component: CAF-1 complex; nucleus. Gene Ontology annotation, biological process: DNA replication-dependent chromatin assembly; nucleosome assembly.